Molecule: messenger RNA, 6423 nt
Organism: Betta splendens (Siamese fighting fish)
Lineage: Eukaryota; Metazoa; Chordata; Actinopteri; Anabantiformes; Osphronemidae
Gene: syt9b
Product: synaptotagmin IXb
Exons: 7
Coding region: 593-2209 (538 amino acids)
Biological process (GO): regulation of dopamine secretion; calcium-ion regulated exocytosis; regulation of calcium ion-dependent exocytosis
Cellular component (GO): membrane; dense core granule
Molecular function (GO): calcium-dependent phospholipid binding; SNARE binding; calcium ion binding
Source: RefSeq, a predicted model, not a curated record
GUUCACAGAAGCCAGAUCUUUGCAUUUACUUUUUAGAAAAAAAGAAAGAAAGAAAAGGUGGGAAACUUCUUUCACAAUGUUGCCAACGAAAAAAAAAGAAUCAAUCCUGUUGGGUGUUGGAGGUGGGGAGUUGACGGUGGCACAACUUCCUGUCUGUCUCUGCAUCCCUGUGCAUUGAGAAAUAACUGAGCGCAGUGAAAGGCGAGCGUUCAUUGAAAGACCUUGACUGGCGCUGCUCAAGCCUGGAGGCUGAGUGGUGAAUGAGCUGCACCGACGAUCAGCGCAGAGAAGAAGAAAACACAAGACAGGAAGGAGAGGAGACGGAAAGUAAAGAUAAACAGCGAGAGCUGCGCGCUGCCUUAGGUUAUUCGCUUUUAGUGAAUAACUUGAAUGCAUCGAGGGGGAGCCGAACCCACCGAGGGGUGUAGCUGCGGCGCUUCUGGUGCGCCUCCGCGCUGUUAGAUGGUUUGUGCGUGUGGAGAGCUGAGCUGAAUGAGUUAGCGUGUGCGCGCGCGUGUAUGUGUGCGUGAGAGAGAGAGGUGGUCGAAGAUCAGUCGGAGUGGCCAACAAGUCAGAAGGAUGCUGGACGGCAAUGUCUGCAGAAAGAGAGGAUGAGAUUUGUCGAAAGGCGCUGGAACUGCUUUCCGACUUGUGCUCCAAAGGAGAGGUGCAGGACGACAACUGCCUGGAUUUCAUUUACUACUUCAGGGACCUGGCCAGGCCGCGGUUGACGGACUCAGAUGUAUCAGUGAGCCUGUUGUCCCUGCUGGUGACCACCUGUGGUCUCGUUCUCUUCAGCGUUUCCCUGUUUGUCUCAUGGAAGUUGUGCUGGGUACCACUAAGUGGCCGUUUUCUCCCAGAUGUUCUCAAGGGGGCGCACUUUCUGGGAGGAGACCAACAGCCUGUCCUCACUGAGGUGGACGGGGAGGAAAGGGAGUACAGCGAGGAUGGAUGCAUGAAGGAGCCUUCAGGACCAACAUCAGCUGUGGCUAUCCCAGAGUCUGCUCUAAAGAUAAGUCACACGUCACCCGACAUCCCACUGGAGACGCAGGCCAAGGUGGAGAAAAACCAUGCCCACACUCUGGGCAGAGAUCGAGUCCAGAGACAGAUUACUGAGCCAACCUCAUCUGUACGUCACAAUUCCAUCCGGCGUCAGAUGAACUUGUCCAAUCCGGACUUCAACCCAGCUCAGUUCCAGCGCCAAGAUUCUUUGUCUGGCUUGGGCCGAAUCAAACCAGAACUCUACAAACAGCGCUCAGUGGAUGCAGAAGACAGUCGUCGCACAGACAGCUGUGGGCGACUCCACUUUAUCCUGAAGUUUGACUUUGACCUGGAGCAGCUGAUUGUUAAGAUCCACAAGGCCCAGGACCUUCCUGCCAAGGACUUCUCAGGGACCUCAGAUCCUUAUGUCAAGAUCUACCUGCUGCCUGACCGCAAAAACAAGCACCAGACUAAAGUUCACCGCAAAACUCUCAACCCAGUGUUCGAUGAGGUGUUUCUUUUUCCAGUAGAGUACACGGAGCUACCAAAUCGAAAGCUGCACUUCAGCGUCUAUGACUUUGACAGGUUUUCGCGGCACGACUUGAUAGGCCAAGUGGUGGUGGACAACUUCCUCGAUCUUGCCGACUUUCCACGGGAGACAAAACUGUGCCGAGACAUACAAUAUGUAACCUCGGACAAUGUGGACCUUGGAGAGCUGAUGUUUUCGCUGUGCUAUCUCCCUACGGCUGGCAGGCUCACUAUUACUAUCAUCAAAGCCAGAAAUCUCAAAGCCAUGGACAUCACUGGUGCCUCAGAUCCAUAUGUGAAAGUGUCCUUAAUGUGUGAAGGCCGGAGGCUGAAGAAGCGGAAGACAUCAACCAAGCGAAACACGCUGAACCCUGUGUACAAUGAAGCCAUUGUGUUUGAUGUUCCCCCUGAGAACAUAGACCAGAUCAGUCUGCUCAUAGCUGUCAUGGACUACGAUCGGGUUGGACAUAAUGAAGUCAUUGGGGUGUGCAGGGUGGGAAACGAGGCAGAAACUCUGGGACGAGACCACUGGAGUGAAAUGCUCACGUACCCACGGAAGCCCAUUGCACACUGGCACCCACUCAUAGAGGUACAGUGUCAAGCUCUAACAGGUGUAUUGGCCAUUAAAGCACCACACACAUCUUUUUUUUUCUUUUUUUGUUCCGUUCAGCAGUUUAACAAGAAGCAUAUCUUACGCUGAAUGCCAUAUUGUGAUUGACAGCUUUUCUUUAACAAGAGGGGUAUACAUAAAAUAUAUAUACUCUUCUUGAUUAAUGAUUUAUUCAAUGGUUUAUUCAACCAGAAUUGAAUUGAAAAAAUAAAAUUGAAUUGAAUUGAUUUGAAUUUAUUCAAUGGUUUAUUCAGCCAAUCCCAAAUAUGUGUGAUGUCGCUGCGUUGGUGGACAGGCCAAGUUUCUGCCCUAGGGUGUGUGUGCGGAAAGAGGGGGGUAGGGGUGCAACCAGCUGCUGAAACCAAGCAAAUCCGUCAAGCAAACAAUUGGUGCAAAAUAAACAAGCAGUGAUGCACCUCAGGCUAAUGUCAGGAACACACGGAGGAGGACCCAAAUGCACAGUGCAGACGAGGAUUAUAGUUAACAACAGCGUUUAUUGUGUCGGCGUAGUUCAGCAGUCCAGGUCAUACACGGUGUGUCUCAAUUCUUCAGGUACAAAGGGAACAGGCAAGAUCAGAUCCAGUAAACGGGCAGAGGUUCGGUUCACGGAUAAACUCGGCAGAGGUACAGGCAAGGGCUAGGCAAAACUCAAUGGUCAGACAGUCGUAAGGUUUACCACAAAAUCCAAAGCGAAGGUACAGACGAGGGUCAGGCAGAAAUCGGAGGUCUAAGACAGGCGCGAUCAGCAAACAAGACAACUAUACACAAACGCUGGAAUGUGGUAUUAGGACUCGACAAUAUGGCAAGGUACUGGGGUGAAAAGUGGUGCUUAAAUGUAAGGUGAACUAAUUACUGAUGAAGUGCAGGUGUGGGUAAUGACCGGGUGAAGCAGGGAAUAGCUGUGACAUGACGUAAACCGGAAGUAAAGCUAGAACAGAAACAGAAACCGGGAGUGCUACCAAAAUAAAACAGGAAAUGAAAACUGGAACCAAAACAUGAUGACAUGGAUGAGAAACUAAGUCCUUACAAAAUAAAAGCAGAACUAGAACCGGAUCGUGACAGCUAACACAUCCACAACCAAACAACCGCUGCACCAUGGUCCACCUUGGAGACCAAUACCAAUAACAGUGCCAAGGUACGCGCACAUACCCAUAAAAACAUAUAUAUAGCAUAUACAUACACAUAUGCAUAUGGUUGUUAUACAUAUCCCAUACUACUUAAUAAAAGUCAUGACAUACAACACCACAAUUUCCAUAUUCACACAUUAUUGAUAUUGGUAGUGAUAAGUAUCAUUAGUACUUACAGUUGGAUUUGGAAAGCCUGUUCAGGUUUGGUGCAUGAACAAUGCCACUUGUGGAAGCGAGGGUGAUGUGAGGAGCUUGGCCACUACGCCCAUCCAACAAAGCCGCCCACACAGAGCCCCCCAGGCAGACCUGCAGCGGCCACAGAGACAGCACUCGAGGUCAGAGUGGGCCACCGUGGGUCAACGCUGUCCGCCUCAUGAGAUCAGGGGCAAACACCCCCCCCGGUGGGAGGGUCGGCCUGAAAGAGUUGAGCCCGAGGACCCACGGUCCGUAGGGAGCCCGCCAGGAGAUGCCCCCGCACCCAGAGUGGGGCACACCCCCAGUCCACCACCCCUACACGAGUGGAGGCGGGGCCUACCCCAUCGGCCCGACCUCAUCCCCUGGCACCACACCGGGCCUGCAGCACAAGGCCAGCAAUUGGUGGGGGUCAGCAGAAAAGAGACCACCCAGGCAGACGAUCAAGGUACCCCGGGCAGAAAACCGGACCCCCCACACUCCAACUGCACCACACGCAUACAAACUCACACAAACACAGACGCAUACACCCACCCACACGUACAACACAUCACACACACCCCCCAUCAUCACAACAAACUAGUCAAUCAUACGUGAACCAAUGCACCCUCAGAUACAUUCUCGCACCCACAACAUUUGCUUGAUCACAUUCGUGGGGAGGGUAGGUCUCCAGCCUGCCCCCUUGUAGGGACGGAACCACUUCCCGGUAGCCCCGGUCCCUCCAUCAGCAGGACGCCCCUUGCAGACCUAAGUGGAUGAAUGUGGAGAAAUGUAGUUGGGAAGCAAAGCACCAGGGUCCACAGAGCCGGCUGUUCCCGGCCAGACCCAGGGACCGCAGUGCUACUGCCCAGGCACCACACGCAGCACAGCCAAAUCCAUCCUCACCCUUCUUUCACACUUACCCAUUCUCUCGAUCAGGUAUGCCCAUGCUCGCCCCGUGUAGUGCUACACUUAAACCUACACACAUACUCUACGGUUGUGCAUUGAGGGCCAACCUCCGCCCAGGGCCCAAUGAAGGUCGUAGCCCGAGUAGUCCGCCAACCCCCCCCCGCAAAAAGCCUGAGCAGUUACCAGAGGACGUUGGACCGCUAGGGCAGGCAGCGCCCCACCCGAGCCCCAGGGGGGAGACACCCUUCCGGGCACAGGCAGGCACCCCCGGAGGGACUCCCCCGGAGGGACUCCCCUGGACACAGGUCACCCAGGUCUCCACCCCCAGGUCUGCCCCCCCAUGACAUGACGCAGCACCUGAGCUCCACACAUCCUUACCUGGAAAUGGAAUCUUUCACAGUAAAGUUUUGGAUUUGGAUGGAAGUUUUUGAUUUGAUGAAGCAGACAACGUGUCUAAGGUGGUAUAAUCUAACAAGCUGUUCAGGUACUGAGUAAUGCUUAAUUUUUUUUAGUUUUCCAGUUCAUAAGGAUGAUUUUCUUUGCGACACAGAGUGCAGAAAGAAGUGUGUGUGAUGAGUUUGUCUCUAGAUCAAGCCCACUUCGAUCUCCUAGAAGACAAAGUGCAGGGGCUGCUGGGAUUGGACAGCUUAACUGGGUUGACAGGUGUUCACAUACUCUUUGCCAAAAUUGCUGCACAGGUGAACAUGACCAGAAUGCAUGUAGGAAUCUGCUGUUUUAUCUGUACAGUGAGGGCAAAUAUUUGAGUUUGUGAGACCCAUUUGGAACAUCCUUUGUCCUGUAUAGUGAGUUCUAUGAAGAAUUUUAUAUUGUAUUAGUUGUAAAUCUGUAUUUUUUGUCAUUCUGAAUAAAUUAGAACAUAUAUUAUUCCAGAAUGUGUAAUUAGUGGUGAUGUUGAGAUCAGCUUCCCAUUUAGAGAUCGGAAGGCUCACUGUCUGAUCUACAUUGGAAAUUAAGAUCUAGAUUUUGGAUACUGUCCUUUUCCCUGAUAUAUCAAUAAAUCAGUCUAUUACUGGUGGUGGUUGCAUGUGGAUGGGAGUAUUCUUACUUUUUGCAUUAAGUAUUGACUUUAGUUGUUGGUAUUCUAAGAAAUUGGCACCAGUGAUUUCAUAGUGGGACACUAAUUCUUCAGAGUUUCAGAUGUGUUAUCCCUUUGGUAUGCCAAGUUGGAAAGUGUACACACAUCCAGAUGUGUACACACAUCUUUACCAGCACAUGGCAUGUGUUAUGUCAUAAUGAGCGGUAGGUCUUACAUCAAACCUUAUGUACUAUAGCCCUUAUCACACAUGCACAUUGGCAUGAGGCAGAUACAGUAUACUGUAUAUAAAAAAAAUCUCCACUCGACCAUAUCUUGGAGCAAUCUUUAUUCCUACAAGCUCAGGUCCUCUACCAGAGGCCUUGGAGCCUGAGAAUCCUGCACAGUAUCUUAGACCAGUGUGACCAGUAGCAAAAAGACAGUAGACAAAAACUAAACAGAAAACAUUGACCAUUAACCUUAACUGCGCAAAAGAAAUAUAAGGUAAAUUUAAGUAAAUUAUUAAGUAUUGGGUUUAGAAUGUUACGAUACAUAUUAUUUGCAUAUUCACAGUGUUAUGGGAUGACAGGUAGAUGGCUGAAGAAUAAAAGUACAAGUUAUUUCACGUCAUACAGUAUACAGUUCAAAGUGGAAAAUUAGAUAUUUCACACAUUUUGGUAAUUACAAAAACAAUAUAAUAGAUUAGAUUAGAUUAGAUUAGAUUAGAUUAGAUUAGAUUAGAUUAGAUUAGAUUAGAUUAGAUUAGAUUAGAUGGUGGUGAAGGGGGUGGGAGGGGUUCUCCAUGAUGGAUGUUAGUUUGACCAACAUUCUUCUGUCUGCCACCCCCAUCGUUGGACUCCGGUGUGCAGCCCAGGACAGAGCCAGCUUUCUGAACCUGCUUGUUAAAUCUCUUCCUGUCUCUGCUUAUAGUGCCCCCCCAGCACACAACUCCAUACAGGACUACUGAGGCCACCACACUGUCAUAGAAAGUCCUUAGCAGCUGUCUGCUCACACCAAAGGACCACAGUCUCCUCAGUAGAGACAACUCUGGCCCUUCUUGUACA